AUGUUGCUGAGCUGCGACGUGCCGGACGAGGAAAUAGAUCGGCUUCGUCGGGAGCUGCGACGGCGAAGGUCAGAAGAGCUCGCCUUGAUGAUGAAGAUUCGGACCUCAGGUGAGAAGAUCGCCUUGCUGAAACGGGAGGUUCAGACAUUUGACGUGCAGGUGAAGGAGCUCAGGGCUCAGCUAGCAGGUGCCGAAGGCAAUGCCCAGGCUAGCGCAGAGACCAAGGAGAAGUAUGAGCAAUCUGAGUCGGAGGAUCCGGAAGACCAUGAUCUUCGCUCCCGGAUCCAGGCUCUCAAGAGCCGGAUUGAGAGCUUGAAAGCUGCAGAUGAGGAAGCGACGGAAGCGAAGGAAGCGACACCUGAGAGGUUCUUGCAGUCUACAGGCAGUGAAAGUGAAAGCAUCUCCUACUGCAGGCCGAAGUCCACUUGUUCGGAGUUGAUGGAAAAGGAGGAGCAGCUCCGUCAGAGGGAGCAAGCGGCGAAAGCCAGGACGCUGGGGCCGAGUCGUGCGUAUGUGCGUUUCCUCGGUGUCUUCGUGACGUCUUCCGUUUCGGGACGUGUCAUUUUAUUGGGCCCUACGGAGUCGGGAAUUUGUACGCCGUCGGCAGCUGCGCGAGCUGCGGGGGAUGUGAAGUAUCCGUUCGCAGGUGGCGAUGCCGGGCGAUGGUAUUGUCGACAGCGGUUCCUGGCGUUGGCUGGAAGUCGGAGCGCUUUGGCGGUGAAAAGAAGACCCGCCAGCGGCGGAGUGAGACGCCUCUCGUUGCAGGGCGUUCCAGAAGAGUCCCGCCUAACGAGUAUGGCGAGCAAAUACCGACAACGCCUGGCGCAAUCCAGCGGCGUCAGCAGCUCCAGGGCUUUUGAGUCCGACAUUGGCAAGAAGAUCUUGAUGAAAUAUGGUUGGAGGGAAGGACAAGGCCUUGGCCGGCUGAAGAAUGGCCGGACGGAAUGUGUCCAGGGAGAAAGGCGGGAGGAAAAGAAGGGCCUGGGCGUGGAGAAGAGGAAGUCCGAGGAACAGUGGGACAACUGGUGGGCCGAUUGCUUCAACAGUGUGGCCAAGAGCAUCUCCGUCAAGGCCGAGAGCCGUGCUGAGAGCAGCGAUAGCGACAGUGAGGCGCCUGAGAAGGGCUCGGAGGGAGGCCGCAUCACGGCUGUGAAGAAAGCCGGAGCCAUGAAAGGCAAGCUCCGGCGGGUCUUGCGCCAAGAGAGUUCCCCAGCUCUUUGA
Messenger RNA from Durusdinium trenchii, 1221 nucleotides. NCBI's taxonomy places the organism in Eukaryota, Dinophyceae, Suessiales, Symbiodiniaceae. The record is from the annotation of a GenBank genome assembly.